AUGACACUGAUCAGGACCUACUUCACCGGCUUCACCUCAGACUCAUCUGAUAGAAAACAACCAGAGCAUCUCUCACCAGAUGAAUCUGCUGGUACAACUACAGAUCUUUCAUCUCAAGUCCUUUACGUCGGGGCAAUCUCAUCUGGGCCUAUCUGCCCAAAGUCCUUUACAUACAAAUCAAGCAAUUGGAGUCCAAAAGAUAAGGGGCAAUCUCAUCUGGUCUCAUCUGCACCUCAAUUGUUCAACGCCACAAUCCUCACACUCUGUCCACUCAUCCAGUCCACUCAUCCAGACGUUCUUGAAAUGAGUGUUGAAAUCUCACAUAUGUUCUUCAUUGCAUUACAAGAAGUACUCUGA
This is a messenger RNA of Melampsora larici-populina 98AG31, 357 nucleotides long. RefSeq lists its product as uncharacterized. The coding region runs from base 1 to 357 and encodes 118 amino acids. The transcript has 2 exons. The record is from RefSeq and is a predicted model, not a curated record. Lineage: Eukaryota; Fungi; Basidiomycota; Pucciniomycetes; Pucciniales; Melampsoraceae.